Vicia villosa (hairy vetch) is the source of this 1602-nucleotide messenger RNA. RefSeq lists its product as uncharacterized. The record is from RefSeq and is a predicted model, not a curated record. Lineage: Eukaryota; Viridiplantae; Streptophyta; Magnoliopsida; Fabales; Fabaceae. The coding region runs from base 10 to 1602 and encodes 530 amino acids. The transcript is spliced from 2 exons. Gene Ontology annotation, biological process: SCF-dependent proteasomal ubiquitin-dependent protein catabolic process. Gene Ontology annotation, cellular component: SCF ubiquitin ligase complex.
UAUACCCACAUGUUAUUCAUUGCCGAAUGCUUCCCUCUCCUCGAAGAACUUGACUUCAGUAAACCUAAACAGUUUAAAUUUAACAAAACCGCCUUCUUCCCUGCAGAGGCUCUUUCGUUGGCACUGCCCAAACUCCGCAAAGUUAACUUGUCUCGUAAUUCCUAUAUCUCCAACGAAUUACUUUUCCACAUGUGCAAGAACUGUAAGCAUCUCAAAGAGGUUAACAUCAUUAAUUGUUGGCGCAUAACCCUGUCUGACAUUGCAGCUGAUCUCCACGAGAGGCCAACGUUGAGCUCUUUAUCUUUUUCAGCAAGCAAGUUCUACCCCCUCACUUCAUCUUUCAUUGACUCUUUGGUGAUUUUGAAGGGUUUGACUUCACUUGAUUUGUUCAAUUUGAGAAUAUCCGAUGAGUUGCUCUCCUCUAUUGCAAUGGAGGGUCUUCCUUUGACAAGGCUUGGUCUCCGAAAUUGUUCAGGCUGUAGUUAUACUGGAAUGUUUUCUUUGCUAUCCAAGUCUCCAUGUAUACAACAUUUGAUUCUUCGAAGUGCUCCUUUUCUGAAUAAUCAACAUGUUGCCGAGUUGUCUUUAUUUCUGGGUGAUUUGAUCUCUAUAAACCUUAGUCGUUGUAAACGACUCACAGAAUCAGCCUUGUUUGCACUUGUUAGGAACUGUCCUUCACUUAUUGAGAUCAAUAUGGGAGGGACAUCUAUUGGAAAAGAGAGCGUAAGGAAUUCUAAUUCAUCGAUGGAUCGUAUUGUAUACUCUCAAUUAAAGUCUCUCUAUUUGGCUAAUUGUAAGGAGUUAAGAGAUGAAACCAUCAUAAGGUUUUCUUCCAUUUUCUCCAAUUUGCAGCUGCUUGAUUUGAAUUCUUUCCAACCUGAUGAAGAUAUUGGUCAAGUUUUUAGGAGAUUUUGUAACAUUAGACAUUUGAAUUUAGCCAAAUGUUCAAGAGUGAAGCUACUUGUUGGAAUGAACUUUGAACUUCCUAACUUGGAGGUGUUGAAUUUGUCAUGUACAAGCGUUGACGAUAAAACACUCUAUACAAUCACAAAGGGUUGUCGUGGGCUUUUGCAAUUCAACCUUGAAAAUUGUGGUAAUGUCACACAGAAUGGAGUGAAACAUGUGCUUGAAAACUGCACACAACUAAGAGAGAUCAAUUUGCGGAAUUGUUCUAAUGUGGAUCGUGAUGUUUGCUCAGUGUUAUUGUCAAGUCUGUCUUUAAGAAAGAUAAUUGCUCCAUCUCGUAUUCGUUUCACUAAAGGAACUAUGAAACUCUUUUCGCAUCAUGGAUGCCGUGUUUGCAAGCAUUCUGCAAAAAUGAAUUAUAUAAUUAAUGAGGAUGUAGUUCGAAUUUCAAAUACAUUGCUUGUUGAUGAUGUUUCUGACAUGUUUGCAAUUCAAGUUAACGGAAAUGGAUUCAGUGACUUUCCACGAAACUUUGGUGCAAAUUGCUAUGGUUAUGGCUUUAAAGUCACUCAAACUUUAUCCGAAGUUGAUAACUUAAGUUCUGUCAAUACAAUCUCAAAAUCCAAAUUAGUAAUCGUUUUCCAAUCUUUAAUAUCGAAAGCAAAGAAAACAUUGAAGCUGUCAGAUAAUUCUUAA